AUGUCUGCUAAAAAUGUUUUAAGAACGUGUUUAAUAUUAUCACGACAAAAAUAUUCUUACAAACCCGCCUUUUUAUCCAACAGAAGCUCAUUUGGAAAAUUCUUACUCUGCAACAGAAGUUCAGGAAGCAAGACUUCAGGGAAAGAUAGUCUCUUAGAAAAGUAUUACGUUGCAAAGCAAGCAUAUGAAGCUGAUUUGCCACCUCCUGAUGUUAAUCCCCUGGGCGUCUUUGCAAACAAUGAACUGGAUUUAUCUGAAAUUGAAGUGUAUGGAUUUGAUUAUGAUUAUACUCUUGCAGUUUAUAAAGAAUCCCUUCAUUACUUGAUAUAUGACUUGGGAAGAGAUUGGCUGAUAAACAAAUUUAAGUAUCCACAUGAAAUACGGCAGUUGGACUAUAGACCUGGAUUUGCAAUCAGGGGAUUGCAUUAUGACAUGCAGCAGGGCCUUUUAAUGAAGAUUGAUUCAUUUCACCAAAUUCAGUUUGAAAGUGUAUUCAGAGGGACUACACCUUUGAGUAAAGAGGAAGUUGUUUCCAUUUAUGGAGGAUCAUACAUUCCUCAAGAAAUGAUCAGAGGAUCGAGUUCUGAAAGCACAAGAAUGAAACAAUUAAAUGACUUAUUUUCGGUGCCAGAGAUUUGUCUUCUUUCAAAUGUGACAGAAUACUUUGAACAAAAUAACAUUGCAUAUCAUCCUGAGAUUCUUUCUUACGACAUUCAAAAUGCUGUACAGAGUAUACAUCCUGUUAUGCACAAAAUGUUGGAUGAAGUUACCAUUGAUCAGUACCUUGAAAAGCAUCCUGCUAUGCCAGCUUUUCUUCAACGACUUAAGAGUGCGGGGAAGAAAAUGUUCUUGAUUACAAAUAGUCCCUUUAAGUUUGUUGACAAUGGAAUGAAGUACAUGAUAGGUCCUAACUGGGCAGAUCUCUUUGAUGUGGUUGUUGUGCAAGCCAGGAAACCAAAGUUCUUCACAGAUCAAAGAAGGCCCUUUAGGGUUUACGAUGUACCUUCCAAAAGUCAACUUUGGGAAAAAGUUACAACCUUAAAAAAAGAUUGUGUUUAUAUAGAGGGUAAUUUAAAAGAACUACAGCGUCUAACUGGAUGGUAUGGAAGCUCUGUGCUUUACUUUGGAGAUCAAAUAUAUUCUGAUCUUGCUGACUUAACGUUGCAUCAUGGGUGGAGAACAGGAGCUAUCAUUGCUGAAUUGAAUCGGGAAAUCAAUAUUUUAAACUCUGAAGAAUUUCGUCAUGAUGUUGGUUGGUUACAGACUUUACAACAUCUGAUUGAAGAAAUGCAGGAUUAUGAAGAAGCUGGUGAUAUUAUAGAACAACUGCUCUUGGAGCGUGAUCAACUUCGGCUCCAUACAAAGUCUAUGUUUAACAAGCAAUUUGGAAGCAUAUUUCGAACUCAUCACAAUCCAACAUAUUUUUCAAGGAGACUUUUCAGAUAUUCUGAUAUUUACAUGUCUCACGUUACUAAUUUGUUAAACUAUUCCGUUAAGCACAUUUUUUACCCUAGAAGAGGAGCGUUGCCACAUGAAUGCAAAAUACCAUUCAUGUAAUUCGUGUGAUAAAUAGAGAUCUAGAUGAUAUAGUACAUGCAGUUUUUUUGCAUUUAGACGUUUUAAUAUGUUUUUGUAGACUAUGUGUUUUAAUUGAAAUCUUUUUAAUGAUAGUGUAAUUUGUUGCAGCAGAAAGGCAUUUCUUAUGUGCUAAAAUGUUUUUAACCUGAA
Molecule: messenger RNA, 1728 nt
Organism: Uloborus diversus
Lineage: Eukaryota; Metazoa; Arthropoda; Arachnida; Araneae; Uloboridae
Gene: Nt5c
Product: 5'-nucleotidase domain-containing protein 3-like
Exons: 14
Coding region: 1-1557 (518 amino acids)
Molecular function (GO): 5'-nucleotidase activity
Source: RefSeq, a predicted model, not a curated record